GAGUAGCAGGUUGUUUGACACACAUGGGCACACAAGAUUAUGAAUAGUGAAGACAAUGAAGAGUGGGACAUCCAUCAAAGAGUAACAACCUCUUAUAAGGUAACUAGUGUGACCUCAUGACGCUUCUGUAAAAGCCAGAUUCAGCUAGGAUGUUACACCAUCACUGUCGGAGAAACCCUGAACUACAGGAAGAGUUGCAGAUUCAGGCUGCAGUUGCUGCUGGCGAUGUUCACACCGUGCGCAAGAUGCUGGAGCAAGGAUAUUCUCCAAAUGGUCGAGAUGCCAAUGGCUGGACCUUGCUUCAUUUCUCUGCAGCAAGAGGAAAAGAGAGAUGUGUCCGUGUUUUUCUUGAACAUGGAGCUGAUCCCACAGUUAAGGACUUAAUUGGAGGCUUCACUGCUCUGCAUUAUGCAGCCAUGCAUGGCCGAGCGAGGAUUGCACGCUUGAUGUUGGAAUCUGAAUAUAGAAGUGACAUUAUUAAUGCAAAGAGCAACGAUGGUUGGACUCCCCUCCAUGUAGCAGCCCACUAUGGCAGAGACUCAUUUGUCAGGCUCCUGUUGGAGUUCAAGGCUGAGGUUGAUCCGCUCAGUGAUAAAGGUACUACACCGCUUCAGCUGGCCAUUAUCCGAGAGAGGUCAAGCUGUGUGAAAAUCCUUCUGGAUCACAAUGCCAACAUUGACAUUCAAAAUGGUUUCCUGUUACGAUACGCUGUGAUCAAAAGCAAUCACUCUUACUGCCGAAUGUUCCUUCAGAGAGGGGCGGAUACAAACUUGGGUCGCUUGGAAGAUGGACAGACACCCUUACACUUGUCUGCUCUUAGAGAUGAUGUGCUUUGUGCACAAAUGUUGUAUAAUUACGGAGCAGACACUAACACAAGGAACUAUGAAGGACAGACCCCACUGGCUGUUUCAAUAAGUAUUUCUGGAAGUAGCCGACCCUGUCUGGAUUUCUUACAAGAAGUGACAAGGCAGCCCAGAAACUUGCAAGAUCUAUGCCGAAUUAAAAUCCGUCAGUGUAUAGGCCUUCAAAACCUAAAACUACUUGAUGAACUACCCAUUGCCAAGGUCAUGAAAGACUACUUAAAACACAAAUUUGAUGAUAUCUGAUAUCCAUGAAGAGAAGAACUCUGAGCAAGAUUAGUUAUAUUCCAGAUACUGAAGAGGCUUGUUGCCUUGCACAAAGUAUAUCCUAUGCAAAUUCUGAUUUUUUCUGUGAAGUCAGAAGGCAGGUAUACACUUCCUUGGGUUUUUUAUACCACAUGCUAGAAGGUCUUAAUUUUUGGUUUCUUGGUCCAAGUUUACAAGGUCCAAGCUUUCUAUACAAUAUUACGUUUUAAAAAUUGCUGUUGGGUUUUUGUUUGUUUGUUUUCACAUUAAGUGUGCAGACUUGCAGUGGAGAUGGAAGGUAGCCUCUCAAGGGAAGUGGUUGGUUUGAAUUGGCACGCUGAGCAAUUAUUCAAGAAAACAAAGUUUGGAUAUCAAGGCACCAGUCCUGCAAAAGGAUACAGAUAGAAAGAUCUUCAGAGCCCUGUUGUCUGUUGGGACUCUUGUGUGUUUUUGCAGGAUAGAGGGAAGAGUUGAUAGUCAACGUGUCCUAGGGUACUGUACGUAUAUAAUUUGGAAAUUAAAGAAAAAAUGCAGUUACCCUAUUCAAUUUGAGGGUCUAUACAUUGGCUCUUUAUAUAUUAUUCUUUUCCUACUUACUGUAGUGGGGAUGUCCAUAGAAUUCGGGCCCUCAUCAUUCCUGACAUUCCCUGUUAAAUGGGCGACUGUUUGUAAGUCUAUUUUUAACAGUGACAGUACACUACAAAGAGGCAUAGCCUCUGUAUUUUUUACAUUAACUUAAGAGUAAACAAAUUUAGAUUUUUUUUUUUUUUGAAGCCAAUGUAUUCUGUUUCUCAUACAGUGCCUCCUGUGCAAUAAUCUUUCUGAUGUAUUUUCCCUUUAUGUGUGAUUUCCCCCACACAUACUAUUCCUCAUUUAGUCUUAGUGCAUUAUUUGUGAGGACAGGAACUGCUGCCUCGCUGUAGUAUUGAUGUGACAUUACAAAAGUGAUGCAGCAGUUGCUGUUCAUUAUUACUCCCUGAAUUUCAUGAAUGUAUAACCUGCUUUAUUUCAUUUUCAGUUGAAAUUUUAUCUACGGGUUCUCAGCCAAAUUGUGUCCACUUCAAAAAGAGAAAAGAAAUUGGCCAAACCCUUUUGUUUUAAAAGCAGUAAUGGAUUUUUUUUUUUAUUGCUCUGAAAUUCAGUUCAGGUUCGAGAUUGGGAAAUGCACAGAAGUUAAGAUGCAUUUUAUAUGUGCACUAACAAGAAAAGCCCUGUUCAUAUUGGAAGUUUAAAUUUUGCAAUUAAUCUGAAAGCAGCAACUGAAAGGAGUACUGGAAUUCAGCUACUGAAUGUGUUUUUUCAUGCUAGGUAUUAAAAAUAUCUGUUAAAGACUUUUGUUUCUGAUCAUAAAAAAGAAAGUUCUUGCUAUCAAAAAAAGAUUGGGCC
Messenger RNA from Cariama cristata (Red-legged seriema), 2492 nucleotides. RefSeq names its product ankyrin repeat and SOCS box containing 7 (gene ASB7). The record is from RefSeq and is a predicted model, not a curated record. Gene Ontology annotation, molecular function: protein binding. The transcript has 4 exons. NCBI's taxonomy places the organism in Eukaryota, Metazoa, Chordata, Aves, Cariamiformes, Cariamidae. Bases 150 to 1106 code for a protein of 318 amino acids. Gene Ontology annotation, biological process: intracellular signal transduction.